CUUCUAGAGGCUGUCAGUGAAGAGAAGCCCACCAGGAGAGCAGAGCCCUGUGAAAGAACCGACGUCUUCGCCCUGACCGAUGAUGACCUUCAUUUGUCUGUUGCUGUACCCAAAGUUCCCUCCUCACCAAGGCAUGAAUUUCCUGCAGACUGGAGUAUUAAAACGCGACUUCUGUUUACUUCUUCCCAACCUUUUACCUGGGCAGAACAUUUAAAAGCACAGGAGGAGGCUCAGGGAUUUGCUCAGCAUUGCAGAGCUACAGAAACAAACUUGCCACAGAGCGUUCAGGAACCAAAACUGUCCACAGAACUGCGUUGUGCCUUUCAGCAAAGCCUCGUUUACUGGCUUCACCCCUCACUGCCGUGGCUGCAGCUGUUCCCUCGGAUUGGAGCAGAUAGGAAAAUAGCUGGGAAGGCUAACCCUUGGUCACAGGAUGAAGCCUUGCAGCAAGUGCUAAUGAGCGACUGGUCUGUCAGCUUUACUUCUCUCUACAAUCUGCUCAGAGCCAAACUGUGCCCCUACUUCUAUGUGUGCACCUACCAGUUCACUGUCCUGUUCCGCGCGGCUGGUCUUGCCGGCAGCGACGUUAUCACUGCUGCCAUCUCUCCCACAACCAGGGGGUUAAGGGAGGCCAUGAGAAAUGAAGGCAUAGAGUUUUCUUUGCCUUUGGUAGAAGAAAGAACCAGCAAACAGAAAAACUCUGAAGGGAAUUUGGAAACAGAACUUGCUAACAGCAGCCUUGAAGCAGGCAACAGCGUGGAAGACAAAGAGGAACCAGCUCCAAGUGAUGAUGAUGAUGAGGAAAGUUUCUCUUGGCUUGAGGAGAUGGGAGUCCAAGACAAGGUUAAGAAACCAGAUGCUAUUUCUAUUAAACUUCGUAAGGAGAAGCACGAGGUGCAGAUGGAUCACAGGCCCGAGUCCCUUGCGUUAGUGAAAGGAACAAACACGUUCACCUUGCUCAACUUCCUGAUCAACUGCAAGAGCCUGGUGGCUGUCACAGGCCCACAGGCAGGGCUUCCGCCAACUUUGCUGUCCCCUGUUGCUUUCCGAGGCGGGACAAUGCAGACGCUCAAAGCUCGAAGUAUUAAUGCCAAAGCCAGGGUUCACUCGGCAUACGAGGACAUUUUCAGUCUGGAGAUCGUAGGCCCUGUCCUGCCUCAUUCCCUGCAUUCCUUGACCACGCUGCUCAAAUCCGCGCAGAAGGGAGCGUUCUCUGCUGUGUUAUAUGCACAUGAGCCAACGGCUGUGUUUAACACUAAUCUGGAUGCUGCAAGCCCUGCCUUAAAUAAGGAAAAUGUAUGCAAAGAUCUUCUCAUGUGUGGACUGCAGCAGAAGACUUUGGAUCAGCUGAGCCAGUGUCCAACGUUGGGAAAAUCUUCCAUCAGAGUCCUAGAAAUGAAGGAUUACGCCUACACCUGGAAGGCCUAG
This is a messenger RNA of Mesitornis unicolor (brown roatelo), 1428 nucleotides long. RefSeq names its product downstream neighbor of SON (gene DONSON). The record is from RefSeq and is a predicted model, not a curated record. Lineage: Eukaryota; Metazoa; Chordata; Aves; Mesitornithiformes; Mesitornithidae. The annotation marks the transcript as partial. Gene Ontology annotation, biological process: nuclear DNA replication. Gene Ontology annotation, cellular component: nucleus. The transcript has 9 exons.